AUGGCAACCAAGUCGCCAUUCCGCGUGCGGUUUGCUUCCAAGAACAAAUUCCAAUCUCUAAUUCAGAACCGUUCCGUGGCAACAAGUCCAGACAGUGACACAUGCAGUUCGGACACGCCCUGGAAGCGGCGUGUCUUCCCGGAUCGGAGGCCCAAGAGCAAAUCUGGAUGCCAGGAAUGCAAGAAGCGGCGUGUCAAGUGUGAUGAGAAAUACCCUGUCUGCGGUCACUGCCAACGCCGCGGCUCCGUCUGCCUCUCGGCGGCGCCGUCGGCGGCAUGGCAGAUUGAAGUACCUUGGAUGAUGGCAAGACCCAUGUCCGAGCCGUGGAUGGGCACGGUGAACCCCGAAAAGAGGCUGCUCCAGUACUGGCUCGAGAAGACGAGCAGGAUGAUGACCCUGUGCCCCGAGAACAAUCCGCUGUCCUUUCCCCUGCUCGAGCAUGUCGUGUCCACCCCCUCGUUGUUGCACGCUGUGCAGAGCGUGAGCGCAGGCCAGGAACACUUCUUCAAGCCGGACCAAUUGACGACUUGCCUACAGCAACGGGGCCUGGCAAUCCAGGCCCUGCGUCUUGAGAUGCAGGACCUGGCACACGUCAAACCCGCCUCGCUCCUCUCCGUCAUUCUACAGGGUAUCUCGUGGUCGUGGACAGAGGACCACCCCAGCAACUACGGGAGGGAGCACCUCCAAGCCGCGCGCACACUACUGGAAUCAAUGCUGGACGACCCGGAGAAGCGGCGGGACAAGCUGGUCCAGUACAUACUCGGCUGGUACCUGUUGUGGGACAUGUCGUGUGCCUUCAUCGCCGAGCCGCACACCCUCACCCCCCUCAACACGGCACAGAUGUUUGAUGCCAUCCAGGCCGCUCGUGGCUACUUUCAUCCCAUGAUUGGCUUCUCCCUGGAGCUGAUGUAUCUAAUCGCAUGCCUCGGCCGGCAUUGCCGGGUCGUCAUGGAGACCGAGGUUGGGGAUGCCGUGCUGGAGGCCACUUUUGAGGAGCAGCUGCUUGCCUGGGACCCCGACCACGAGGAUCAGAACCUGGUCGAUAUGAGCAUCGCCUAUCGUAACCACGGGCUCAUCAUGCUCUACAACAUCUGCGGGAUCCCUGGCCGAGAUAAUGACUCGGCCCAAGACGCCUCGGGCAUGGCUGAAAAGAAUUCCCAGACCCGGAUACGAUCACUAGUCAACGAUACGCUGGAGAGGUUGUUCAGGACGCCCGUCGGCGAACCUUGCUUCAAUUUCCACUCGACGCCCUUGUUCACUGCUUCCGCGGAGCUAACGAGGGAGGAUGCAGACCUGCGCAUCGCGGCCGUUAACCAGUUCAGGGCUAUAUACUCGACUAACAGAGUGGCAGUUAACUUAUGGGCCAUUGAGGUUUUGGAGGAACUGUGGAAUCUCCAUGAUUGCGGAAUCAACAUCACAUGGCUAGAACUACUGGUCGCUAAGAAUUGGCAUCUGUCAUUUGCUUAA
Messenger RNA from Clonostachys solani, 1467 nucleotides. The record is from the annotation of a GenBank genome assembly. NCBI's taxonomy places the organism in Eukaryota, Fungi, Ascomycota, Sordariomycetes, Hypocreales, Bionectriaceae.